GCUUCCGGUUUCGUCGCGCUGCGCUGGCACCCAGCCUGUGCGCAGCGGCGACACCUUUGUGGGCGGCGGGGCGUUCGUAGACCCUUCUAGAACCCUCUAGGCCUCGCCGCCCCUGAGCGGGGCAGCGGGCGCCGGCGACCCCGGAGUUGACGCGCGUGCUGCUGGGUAACGGGCCUGUUCCGGCGGCCCCGGGCCGCCCCUGCUCGGUUCCUCUGUGACCUCCAGGGCCCCUGACUGCGGGAGCCGCGGCGGAAGACAUGGGACUCCCUCGGUGCACCUGUGACGGCCACCUUGACGGGGGAAGCGGUGGCGUCUUCGAGGAAACCGGAAGCCCGUGGUGACCCCUGGCGACCCGGUUUGUUUUCAGCCGGCUUCCAAACACUGGGGAAGCGAAACCCGGUGGCCUUGGGGACCGCCCUACGUAGCCAGGGUUCAGGCUGCCAUGGACACGCUAGUAGAAGAUGACAUCUGCAUUCUGAAUCAUGAAAAGGCCCACAGGAGAGAGGCAGUGACUCCACUCUCAGCGUACCCUGGAGAUGAGUCUGUUGCUUCCCAUUUCGCACUGGUCACUGCUUAUGAAGACAUCAAAAAGAGGCUGAAGGAUUCAGAGAAAGAAAACUCCUUCUUAAAGAAAAGAAUCAGGGCUUUGGAAGAAAGGCUUGUUGGAGCUCGAGCAGAUGAAGAAACAAGUUCUGUGGGCCGAGAACAAGUGAAUAAGGCCUAUCAUGCAUAUCGUGAGGUUUGCAUUGAUAGAGACAAUCUGAAGAACCAAUUGGAAAAGAUAAAUAAAGACAACUCUGAAUCUUUGAAAAUGUUGAAUGAGCAGCUACAGUCUAAAGAAGUAGAACUUCUGCAGCUAAGAACAGAGGUGGAGACUCAGCAGGUGAUGAGGAAUUUAAACCCACCCUCAUCCAGCUGGGAGGUGGAGAAGCUAAGCUGUGACUUGAAGAUCCAUGGUUUGGAGCAAGAGCUGGGACUACUGAGGAAGGAGUGCAGUGACCUCAGGACAGAGCUGCAGAAGGCCAGACAGACGGGUCCACCUCAGGAAGACAUUCUGCAGGGCAGAGAUGUCAUCAGGCCGAGCUUGUCGAGAGAAGAGCAUGUUCCACACCAGGGUCUUCACCACAGUGAUAAUAUGCAACAUGCAUACUGGGAACUGAAGAGGGAGAUGUCUAACUUACACCUGGUGACUCAAGUGCAAGCAGAACUACUAAGAAAACUGAAAACCUCAGCUGCAGUCAAGAAAGCCUGUACCCCAGUAGGAUGUGUUGAAGACCUUGGGAGAGACAGCACGAAAUUGCACUUGACAAAUUUUACUGCAACUUACAAAAGACAUCCCUCUUUGUCACCAAAUGGCAAAGCUCCUUGUUAUGCUCCGUCUUCCCCUUUACCAGGAGAUAGAAAGGUUUUCUCAGACAAAGCAGUUCUUCAGUCAUGGACAGAUAACGAGAGAUUGGUUCCUAAUGACGGUGCAGACUUUCCAGAGCACAGCUCCUAUGGGAGAAAUUCUCUGGAAGAUAAUUCCUGGGUAUUCCCAAGCCCUCCUAAAUCAAGUGAGACAGCAUUUGGUGAAAAUAAAAGCAAAAUCUUACCUUUAUCCAACCUGCCGCCACUGCAUUACCUGGAUCAACAGAAUCAGAACUGCCUUUACAAAAGUUAAUUUCACUUGUGAUUUGAUCAGGAAGACACGGACUCAGGGGUUCUCCCAAGAGAUUGUUCAAACUGAAAGUGGACUUUGAUUGAUGGCUUGUGCAGUUCUCCAGUAUGUACAUUUGUACAUUCUGUAUAACAUUAUAUAUGUAAUUGAUUUUCCAGUAUGGGAACCUCCAGUUGUACCUUUGAUAACAAUUAUACAUUUUUGCUUCUUGGAUAGAGUGGAAAUGAAAAUUUUAGGCAUGGUUUUAUAAAGUAUGUGACCUGCCUAAAUAUCCAAUCAUUAAAUAAAAAGCAGCCUUUAGUAUAAAAGAAAAAACAUGUCUGCUGGUUUAGAUUGUAUCAAGAAGCAAGUAAGAGUAGGUUGAGCUUCUGUAAAUUCCUGAUACAUAAAGAUUUGAAAUAUAAUGGAAUAAAAGUAGGUUAUGACAUCUCUAUGCUAUUGUUUCAAGUUUUAAGAUUUAAAAUCAUUUUUAAGUAAAAUGUUUGUAUAUACAAAUUUAAAGUGCAAUUUGAAUUCUAAGACUUGAAUUAAUGACUAUUGAAGCCAACUUUUUCCCAGUAUAUUUAAAUCCUAAAUAGUUAAAAAUGAUGUGGUAUGUGAAUAAACUAUUAUAACCUUAUACAAUGUCCAGUUAAAAGAAGAAAGAGCAUCUCACAGGGCAGUCUCUUCAGUGAUGUGUAGUGAACCUCCCGUGUGGUCAUUUUCAGCAGGACAGCUAUUUGUUUUACACAGAGCAGCUUACACACUGUUAGAUAUGACAUUUGAGAAAGUAAAUGCUAAUUAGCUGCAUCUAGAACUAAAUCUUGUGCUGUACAAUUGUGAAAUAUCCCAACUCAUUCUAAGUGCCCAAUCACUUGUAAAUAAGUAAAGAAAUAACAAAGAUGGCUUCAUGUGGAAAUUCAUCUAAAUUUUUUCAAGGUGGAAGCAUUAAGAGUAUUAGUAAUCAUGUAUUACCUGUUUGAUGUAAGAAGACUUUAUCCUUUUCUAAGUGCCAUUUCAUGUAUCUUGAAUUCAGAGGAUCUCUGACCUUGUAUCACUGAAUAGAAUGCAUAGCCAGGCACUGUUCACUGUUGAGUUAUCUCAGUCACUUACUCAUGCCUGUCCGUGAUUAAUGGAAUUGAUGUCAGAUACUGGAAUGUGUUCUGACCAAUGAACACAGCUGACUCGAGGGAGUACAGGCUCCUGCCAAGUAAUACAACAAGACCCAAUAUGCAUAAAACAAAUACACAAGCCCAGGCUCUAGCUGAAGGCACUAACUGACUGUGUAAUAAGAAAGCAAACGCAGUUCUCGUGUGACUGCGGAGGCUGUCCAUCAUCUUAGGACUGAUGUAGCUUAAUGGUUUGCUUUUUUUCAAACCAAGAUGAGAAGUUUUCUUUUGUAAAGAGAGUCUUAUAAUGUUUUUGAACAAUGCCAAGAAAUUGUUUUAAUUAAAAUUAUUUUUGUUUUUAAAAUGGAAUUGGAUGUGAAAUACUGUCCUUGCCUAUGUAUAUUUCCAAAGUCUGGUAUUAAUUUUAUUUCUCCAACAUACUCUGAAUGGAGGGAAUCCCCUCUAACUAGUAGUAACCGUUAUCAAAAAGGAUUGCUAGAACAGUCUGAUGGGUGUUAACAGUCAAAGUGUUAAAAGCUUGUGUAAGACUCCUUAGCUAGAAAAGAGAAACCCUAAAAUAUUCUUACCUGGUCAGAAAAUGUUUAAAUAUAUACUUAGUCAAUGGUAACAGCUGUAUUUUGUGAUUCAUUAAAAUUGACAGUCCCGUUGGUCCUUUUCAUACUAGCUGACAACCCCAACAAGCUUCCCUAAAUCUAAUUAAGCUCACCUGUAACUCAUUAAUAUUAGGACACAACCGACAGUAGCCACAUGCUCCUUCCUCUUGGUCCUUUAUUGUAUUGAGCCAACGCCAAAAUAGAACUGCCCCAUGAACCUGUAAAAACCGGGGAUCCAAAGACACAUCUGCAGCAGGUACACUAGUCAGGCAAGCGGUGAAUGGGAACACAGUUUAUCUAGUACCUACUGGUUUCGAGACACACAACAGAAAUCUUGUUACUAUGUCACUGGCUUCUUGUAGUAACUGUACCUUUUCUUUGAGUCACUGAAAACAACUGUAGCCCUGUCCAAUAGAAAUGUGCCAGUGCCAACAAGGCCAGCGCAGAGAUAAUGGGCUGCUUGGCCUUUCCCCGUGCUGCAGUAUCUUCCUGAGUUUGCUCUGCUUGGCCUCCAGUCACCUUCUGUUGAUCUGUGCUUUGGGAGAAUGGGUUCUUUGAGUUUCAAACAAAAGUAAAGUAGUUCUUUGGUGAGUACACUGUGAAGCUUGAACAUGCAUUCAUUGACUAGGUUCAUUUCAUUUGAAUGAGAAAUUUUUUUCAUAGGAUUGGAGCCAAAGUUAAAUCUUGCCUUCCUGGUUUUUUUAAAAUAGUUUUUAAUAUAAAAAGCUCAGACUAGGGUAACACACUAAAAGAGAAACUUACCACAGUUCCUCCCAAACCCCCAAUAUCACAAAACAGAAGUUCACACUAACAAUGCCAACUUCUUAAAAUCCAAGAUUAUACAGUAUUUUCAGUAGCCAAGUUCAAAAGAUCAAGAAACAAUGCAGAAACUUUUCUGUCAAAGGUUUCAGUAAAAUAAUUCACCAAAUCUCAUCUGUUUUCACAUAAGCCUCUGAUGGCAGUGCUGGCUAAGUUAUCGCCGUAAGAGACUGCUGGCCACAGUGGCUGGCACACUAAGGGGUAGAGUGAAGAAGGCUCUGGUUCACUGCUGCCGUUAGCAGUGUUGAAGGCGCUCCAUUCCUCCUUUGCUUUAGUCCUUUCUUCCCACACUAGCCAUCAGCCUGCACCAUCAGAAGGAAAUGUACACAUGAAACUCUAUGACAGUUAGCACUGUGAUUGCAGUCAGAGUUACAGUACUUGGGGUAAGACCAGGAGAACAAUAUAUUUUUUUUCCCCUAUUUCAUAUUUAAUAAAUCAGAACUCUGAAAUAAA
Messenger RNA from Mus musculus (house mouse), 4631 nucleotides. It is a transcript of the gene Azi2, whose product is annotated as 5-azacytidine induced gene 2. NCBI's taxonomy places the organism in Eukaryota, Metazoa, Chordata, Mammalia, Rodentia, Muridae. Gene Ontology annotation, cellular component: cytoplasm. Bases 443 to 1660 code for a protein of 405 amino acids. The record is from RefSeq and is marked validated. The transcript is spliced from 8 exons.